GCUCUAAAACAAAAGAAUUUCAUUCAAAUCAUUUCAGUCACUUCCCCCGCAACAAGAAAACGUCAAAAUUUCCGUAUAAUGUCUUCAAACAUUUAAAAAUCCUCGGGUUCAAUCCUGAAAUCCAAAAAAACCAUGAACUAAUCGAGAAUCAAAAUUGCUAUUAAAAAUUAAUCGUUUGGAAUCUCCAUAGAAAAAGUAUGUUAAAAAUUGUUUAAAAAAAUCCCUGAAAGGACGAUGGCUGGGCGACAGAGCAGGGCAUUGGGUGCACGUCCUCGAAAAACGAAAAGUCAACUUCUGCGAGAGGCGAAAAAUGUGGCAGUGGUGGUGCCAGAGGGAGGGGCUGCAGGUGGUGCAGGGGUUGCAGGGGGUUCAGGGGCCAGGGCAGAGGCAAGACCAGAGGCACGUCAGCCAUCUCGAACUCGGCAGAAUCUUGCUAAGCUCCACCCGGCUCCAGGGCCACCCCGGAAAGUCGUCUUCAACAAGCCGAAGCCGACGAAAGCGAUGAUGGCACGUCAGGCAAAAGCGCAAGCCCUCAUCGAUGAGCAGGAGCGCAAGAAGCAGGCGGAACGGGAGGCGCAAUUGGCUCGACGUCGAGGUCCUCGUCGUGCACCGGGCCGGAGAUCACAGCCUCCACGAGCCGAGCAGAUCGAAGCGGCAGCCGCAGAAAUUCUGGAGGAGAGUCGUCACCAGGCAAGAGCGGGUAAUGCGGAGGUGGUUCAGGCGGUUACUGUAGGUGAUGGCGAGGUAGAAGAGAUUAUAAUUCCCCCGGGGGUCGUCAACGAGGACAGGGUGACGAUUGUGCAGAUAGUGCCAGCGGAGGAGCAGGAGGAGGCGAUGGCUGCUGCUGCUGCGGCCGCAGGUCCUGCAGGAGAAUCGCCACACGCCAGCCUGAACCGCUCUAUUCAAAUGAUAAGUCAGAACCUCAAUGAUCAGGAAGCUGCGGAGGCCGUGGCUGUCCAGGAGAAGCUCGACGAUUUCCAGCAGGCCAGAAGGGACUUCAUCAUGGAACUCGCCGCUGUCACCGCACCUGGACUUGAUUCUGAUCUUGGUAUUCUCGAUAUUGAUCGACUGCCUCUGGAGGAGUUCGAAGAGCCCCCGCCGCCCUCACCGCCGAGGCGAAAAAUCUACCGAAUACCAGACCCUGAUGACGAGGUAUUCCACCUGGAGUACGGGCGUGAUCAUCCGGCAAUCAUCGCUGCCAGGGAAUUCAGGGCGCGAAAGGAGCAGGAGAAGAGGAUAGAGGAACGUUUCCGGCAGGCGGCACAGGAGGAAGACUUUGAUCUCGAUGUACCGCUCUACCAGAAUAUUAUGGAUGCCGAUAUAUCCUUUGAGGAGGACGAGCAGGGCUCGCUGAUGCCAUGCAAGUCCAGGGUCAAGGCCCCCAUGCCCAGGGUGCAGCCAAGGGCCGGCCUCAGAUCUGAAGCCAUGUACUAUCCUCAUUCGACGAUAAAGCAUGACGUCGAGGAACUGGAGAAGUUCUUUAAUAUUGAUAAGUAUCCACCUAUUCCCAAGUACCGGCCCCCCAGGGGUCGGGAACAACUCCCUCGUGAUCUCUGGGAGCUCGAUGAUCCUUGGUAUAACCAACCUUGCCAGGCUGAUGCCCCCGAUCUUAUUGACUUUUCUAAGUGAUUGAUCGACUCAUUUUAUGCCCAUUGAAGUUUCUUCGAGAGGAAAAUUAAAAUGAAGAGAUUAAAAUGAAGAGAUUUUUUCGUGCAUCCAUCGAUUGUCGCCGAUACUAUUUGAAAAUUCAUCAAUUUUUUUCAUAGGCUCUUCUUUAUAAACAACAUCGAAAUAUUUUGUAUAAAAAAU
Molecule: messenger RNA, 1809 nt
Organism: Fopius arisanus
Lineage: Eukaryota; Metazoa; Arthropoda; Insecta; Hymenoptera; Braconidae
Exons: 1
Coding region: 235-1629 (464 amino acids)
Source: RefSeq, a predicted model, not a curated record